Quercus lobata is the source of this 891-nucleotide messenger RNA. RefSeq lists its product as uncharacterized. The coding region runs from base 1 to 891 and encodes 296 amino acids. The record is from RefSeq and is a predicted model, not a curated record. Lineage: Eukaryota; Viridiplantae; Streptophyta; Magnoliopsida; Fagales; Fagaceae. The transcript has 2 exons.
AUGUUCAAUGAGAUAGAUGGUGACUUUGAUGAUGUGGCCAUCAGCACUUUCAAGGUCGACCUCUCAACCGAGCACGGUUUAAGGAAGUCUUUAACUAGCAAGCCUGUCACCAGUGUGCGCCAACUCAUGGACCAGAUUGAUAAGUACAAGAAGGUUGAGGAAAACCAGCAACAGGGGAAAGGAAAAACUAAGGUUAUCCCUCAGGAGAGGAGGGAUUUCAAGUCGGACCGAUACAACAACAAUCGACCUCGGAGGGACUUUACUAGGCAGUCAGGGUUUGCCAAUGCCCAGGCGGUUAACGCAGUGUUCCGGGAAUCGGUGCAUCAGGGAAAGCUGAAGCAGCUUUUGCAUCAUUCCAGUUGCCAGGGGAGCCAGACAGGUUCGGAUUCUCGGAGAGAUGCUUCUUCAAGACCUCCUUUAGGCAUGAUAAAUGUCAUCUUUGUAGUUUCAGGGAGGACCGGCUCUUGUCCCUCAAGAAUAAUGUUUGUCGCUCGGCUAUCUCCCGAGGACUCAAAUUCCAAGCCAAAAAGGGCUAAAAUGAGUAUGCAACUGGUGUUAAGCUUUUCAUAUGAAGAUAAGGUUGGAACCAUACAGCCCCAUGAUGAUGCUUUAGUGAUCACGCUAAGGAUUAGAGGGUAUGAUGUGAAGAGAGUGAUAGUGGACCAAGGCAGUGGUGCUGAAAUCAUGUACCCCGACUUGUGCAAGGGGCUGAACUUGAGACCCGAGGACUUAACAGCCUAUGAUUCCCCUUUGGUGAGUUUUGAUGGGAAGGUUGUCAUUACGAGAGGCCAGAUUAGAUUGCCGGUGCAGGCUAGUUUAGAAGUGGUGGAGGAGGACUUCAUCGUGGUGGACGCAUAUUCUCCCUACACGGCCAUUGUGGCCAGGCCCUAG